CUUUCAUCCACAUCGUGGAGAUCCGCGUCCGCGAUCAGACGCCCCGGUGUAUCGACUAUAUAUAUGUAUAUUUGUAUAUAUAUAAAACGUCGCGACGACGCAUAAUUGACAGUUCGUAAAAAAAAAAAACUUUGAAAAAAAAACAAACAAACAAAACAAAAAUUGACAAUUACACUUUGUCCAGUUUCUAACGACGAUAUAUUACACCGGUAAUUUACCCCCCCGAAAAACGGAAGGGGUGAAAGGACUAACGCCCAGGUUUGUUAUCCACGUGACGCGAGGACGAUGUCAUUCUUCAGGGGACUAUGGAGAAGCAGUUCGAAACAUAAGAAAUUAUGCGAAGAAUGGGCCUUGGCGAGCAGUAGAGAGUGCGUGGAAGGUGGCGGCGGAGGUUGCGGGGGACAGGAAGACGCCGAGGAUCCGGCCGAGGCCACGUUUACGUUGAAAUACCUGGGGAGCACCCUCGUCGAGACACCCUCGAGCGAGGAGGCCACGGCUGAGGCCAUCAAAACCAUCAUCACCAUGGCAAAAGCCAGCGGUAAAAAACUCCAAAGGGUAUCCCUUGCGGUCAGUCUACGGGGUAUUAGAAUGACCGACGUUGCUACCGAAGAGGAUCAACUCCAAGUCUCGAUUUAUAGGAUCUCUUACUGCUCGGCCGACGCUACUCACGACCAUGUAUUCGCAUUCAUUGCUACGAACCUCAACGAGACAAUGGAAUGCCACGCUUUUUUAUGUCCAAAAAGGAAAAUGGCUCAGACUGUUACGCUGACCGUAGCUCAGGCCUUUAACACCGCGUAUCAAGCCUGGCAGCUGACCCAAGUCGACCCUCGUAUUCAUCACACGAGAGACAAAAGCCCACCAAUGAACGACGAGAAUUGUAUCGAGUAUCACGAAAAAAUCCUAAACGAAUUGAAAAACAACGAGAAACAUAGCAGGGAAAAUAAUCAAAACGUGAAACUGAACAAUAUUAACGAGACGCAGAAGAAUCUACUCAUUGAUCUCUCAUCCGAUUCAAAACCAGAGGGAAACUCAUGGGUUUGCUUCGAGGAGGAAGUUGGUGUGGACAACAAAAAUACUCGCAACAACAACUCGUCGACCAGUAUCCCGAUGUCGACCCUUAGGACGACGACAACAAUAACGUCGUCUACCGUGACUCCGGCUAGAUACGUAACUCCACGCCCUUCGCCGUCGCCCUUGGCGGGGCAAAAUAACGCCUGGGGCGAGUCCAGGUCGGUAAACUUGAUGUGUUCGUAGCCCGCAUAGCCUCAGGCCGAUAACUUCCGUGAUGUUCCCCUCAUCACUGGACUGUGGAAGCAUCUCUCGGCCAGCGGUAAACCUGGAAGAAAUUUUUCAUCUUAAAAUAUACCACGUUAUACAUAAUCCAGAUUAGGGUAACGUUCGCAUGGGAUGUAAACUACCGCGAAUAAUAUUCAGGAUAAUUUUUUUUUUUUUUUUCGUCUUCAGAUCAAGGGAUGAAUCUACAAAUGAAAAAAAAAAAAAAAUACGAAGACAAACAUGUUAUAAAAUCAUCCGCAGUUUUAAACGGUUUAUUCCGCGUAUUGCAAAAAUUUUUGGAUUUUUAGCCUAACGUUUUGUACUUAUUAAUGUUAUUAUUGUCAUCAUUGUCAUCGUCAUCGUCAUCACGAUCAUCGUUCUUAUUAUUUUUGUUAUUCGAGGCGCAGUUUUUUAUUUACUUAUAACUAGGAUCAUAAAUGUGCAGCAGUAUAACUUCUAUAAUAUAUUAAUGUGGGUGCUCAUAUAUAAAACGGGUGCCUGGUGCCUCGUAACAAUUUUAUUAUUAUAUACCGUGUACGAUAUACCUAUAUAUUAUAUAUUGCUGUUUUAGUUUUGGUUUUACACCAAAGAGAGGGAACAGGUCGUGGCUGUUUAAGAUUUAGGUCAUACAUGUGUAUAAUAUAAAUUUUAGAUAAUACAAUGCAAAAAUUGACGUCGAAAUGUUUUUAUAUACGUACUAUACAUACUUAUAGCAUAUAUAGAUUUGAUAAUUGUCUCGACUGUCGAUGUGUCGACGUCCACGAAACAAACCUACCGACAUUUAGAAUGAUAAAAAUUACGAAUAAUCAAAGUUAUAUCCCACUUCUAUAAUUCUAUAGCGGCCAUAUUUGUUAGGUUUAUUGAAAUAUAAUUAGCGUACAAGUUUAAUAUAAUAAGCAUAUCUUCAUUCCGUCGUCAGUUUAGUAAUAAUCUAUACGAUACGGCUACGUACUACAUACCUAUGUUUCAAUGUACAUUUUAAUAUUUGAAAAAGAAAAAAAUCAUCGUGUUUUUUUAUGAUCAAUUUACCUUAGAAAGCUCACUUAAAAAAUUAUGUCUGCGACGGAUACCGUUUUAAUCUGAUUUAGAAUAAUAGGCUGUCAAAGUAAAUUAGGAUUACUACUCUGGAUAUUAAGAUUUUAUAGUACUACAAUUGUACGAACCGAGAAUGAAUUGAGAAAAAAAAACGAAGAUAGAAACACUUGUCACCGCUCUUAACUUAUAAUUAUCAAGAAUUCGUUAUUGACGACAAUUUUGUAUAAUCUGGUGUAAUUAAAUAUGAAACAAAAUUUUAAUAGGUCUCCAGACGAUAUUAAAUUAUUGGUAUACGAUCGUUGUUAUCAUUUGAUGCGAAAUUUUACGAUGAAUAUUUUAAUUAUAGCGAUAAAGAGUAAGUAAUGUAAUGUUACUAUAAAAUAUCUAUAAAUGGGGUAUGAAAUACACGUACAAUACAUAUCUGAUUAUUAUCUAAA
This is a messenger RNA of Athalia rosae (coleseed sawfly), 2747 nucleotides long. Its product is annotated as low density lipoprotein receptor adapter protein 1-like. Lineage: Eukaryota; Metazoa; Arthropoda; Insecta; Hymenoptera; Athaliidae. The record is from RefSeq and is a predicted model, not a curated record. The transcript has 6 exons. Bases 286 to 1254 code for a protein of 322 amino acids.